CGUCGUGAUAAUUGUAUUGUUUUAUCUUUUUAUUAUUUUAUUGUUUCCCUUAUACGUGACUUUACCGAAAGAACCAAGAAUAUAACUUCACAGUGAUUUAGAAAUACCCGUAAAACCCUUUGCCAAGAUUUAUACAAAUUGCUUGUAGGUUUUUUUCUUAGAGCAAGUGUGAACCUGGCUUGCUUUUGCCCCUCGGGAUAGAUGCCACUCCUAAUGAGAAAACCCCCCUCCAAAUUACAUAUACUCCGAGCAUUUAUCAGCCAAGUUACUUAAAACGAGGCUCCAUGGCAAGACUCCUGCUCAUCGCGAUCUUCGCUGUCGGAUGGACAUCGCAGAGGGACCCACGAUGCGAGGAAGUGUCGGGCCACCCCGUGGUGCCAUCACGCCCGGCCCCGCCACUCCCGUCGCCGAUCACGUUACCCGCUCGGCCCGGACGCGGAGCCCGAAGGUUGAGACGUUGCACGUGCAGCUCCAUGCUCGACACGGAUUGCAUCUACUACUGCCACAUGGACAUCAUCUGGGUGAACACGGCCGUGCGAACCGUCCCUUACGGAGUUGGGAGCCGGACGAGGAGGAGGAGACGUCGAGUCGGCAGUGCCGGCACCUCAUCGGAGGCGGGGCCUAGCAGAGGGCAGCGAAGUCGCUGCCCUCCGCACAGGUGCAGCUGCUCCUGGAGCGAUGAUCGGCACUGCAGGGAUUUCUGCAGAAUGACAGGCGCAAGGCCACAGUGAUGAACGGGUGUCCAGGUGGUCGACAUCCAACGUUGACGUCUGAGUUUAUUUCCCGAUCUGGGAGAAAAUUUUGAAGCUGUCAUUUGGUGAUGUUUGCAAAUGACAGAAACGUGUAACUGUCCAGAGAAAAUAAAUGCAUGCAACUUUUAUAAGAUGCCAUCAUCAGUAUCCUCAUAAGCUUUACCGUAGCAAUUUCCUAUUCUGUUCGUGUACCAAUGGUAUGCAUGUGAUAAAAAGGAUAAUGGACCUGUGAUUCUUUAAAUAAGUUGUUUAUCUUCUUUUUGAAAUAGAGGAAUGAAAUACAUUUCCAUAAUUGAGCUAUUUGUUACCUGUGUAAAUUAGUUUUUCCUAUGCUAUGUUGUUGUUUUGAAUCUAGAGAUUUAAAUAAAAAGCAUCUCUGGAUAAACUGGAUUGAUUUUGCAGUAUUUUUCUCAGUGUAUGCCCUGUGUCAGAAAAUGGCCAUGGGAGAGAUGUUUUAACAGGACUAUCCUCCCCCCCAGAAAAUAAUUCA
This is a messenger RNA of Petromyzon marinus (sea lamprey), 1242 nucleotides long. The record is from RefSeq and is a predicted model, not a curated record. NCBI's taxonomy places the organism in Eukaryota, Metazoa, Chordata, Hyperoartia, Petromyzontiformes, Petromyzontidae.